GCUGUGAUCAGACGUGUGCGCGACUUCACUAAAUAACAACGAAACAUGCCGAACUGUGUAUUUUAUACUGUGUUAACAAUUAAUUCUUUAUGUGAAAAUUUUCUAGUAUUUUAAAAUAUAGUGCUGUAUUUAGUGCUUAAAUUGUGAAGAAAUAUAUGUAGAAAGUAAAUGAAAAGUCCGAUAAAAAGUUUCAUGAUUAAAAGAGAUAAUAAACAUUUUCGCGUUAGUUUGAGAGACAGAUUCUUUGUAUGAUGUUGGAAGGUAUCAUUAGAUGUGUUUGUUUAAAAUCGAGUCAUUUAAUCCCAGUUUUCUGUAUGAAGAUCCCUUAAUAAAAUAAAAAUAACCAGUGCGUCUCACAGGAUCUUUAAUAUAUGAAGUGGCAUUAAUUUUAAAAGCCGAAAGUGUCAUUUGGUUAUUUGUCAACGAGUUAAUUACGUACGAGAAUAAAUGUUGACAGAUUUAGUGGGGAAAGGUGGGCUUGUUAAAAUAAGUUGUGACAUGACGCUUUCGAAUCAUUUAGUUCUUUAAAAGGAAUGAAAAAAAAUUUUUAAUACAAGUGACAAUGUAAAGUAGUGAAUUAAAAAAAAUAAGUGAUAUUUAGGAAACGAAUUUAAGAUAGCAAAAUGGCAGAGUAUUCGAAGAGGAUGCGUCAUUCAAAUGUGCUGAAUGCCAUACUUCUAUUCAUCACAAUGAUAUAUGAAGCAGGUGGGUUCCGUACCAUGGAACUCCGGAUCACACCACGAGUCGUACAACGAGGAAGAAACGUCACAAUGGCUUGCAUACAUCAAGUACACGACAGUGAAAUAUACUCUGUACAGUGGUACAGGGGUACACAGGAGUUCUAUAGAUACACCCCACUAGAAUCUCCUACAACUAGAGUAACGCCCGUUAACGGGAUUAAAGUUGAUAGACUUAACUCAAACGAAACACAUGUGGUUUUACUACGUGUCUCGCCGAGUCUGAGCGGCAACUAUAGCUGUGAAGUUAUACAGAAUGCUCACACCUUCCCACACUACACCGCCACUGCGAGGCUCGACGUCGUUGGUAUAGGUGGUCUUCGAGCAACAGAACUACGGAUCUCUCCGCCUGUGGUGCAGCGCGGGUCGGACGCGACGCUCGCCUGUCUCUACGAGCUUACCGACGCCCCACUCUACUCCGUCAAGUGGUAUAGAGGGCGCCACGAGUUCUACCGCUACUCGCCAACUGAACAACCCGCCACAAAGAUAUUCCCAUUUGCUGGAAUUAAUGUUGAUCUGGCCAGAUCUAAUCAGAGCCAAGUGGUACUGACGCGGGUGAGUUUCGGUCUCUCCGGCAACUUCAGCUGCGAGGUGACAGCUGAUGCACCAUCUUUUGCUACGUCUAUUGUUUCAAACAAUAUGGAAGUUGUCGUAUUACCGCCGUCGUCCCCGGUAAUCCACACGAGUCAACACUACUACAUGCCAGGAGACAUCUUACGCGCCAACUGCACUUCAGGUCCGAGCCGCCCGCCCUCCGAAUUGACAUUUUACAUCAAUGAUAUACCGGUGUCUCCUGGGAUGUACAACGUGCAACCGGCGGCAGAAGGACUGUUUCGUUCAGAACAAUACGUCCAAGUACAAUUAUGGCCUGCUCAUUAUGAACGCGGUGCUCCGAUACUCCGCUGCGAGGCCAAGCUCGGGGAGCUUUACAGGGAUAAUUCCGCUGUCGCCCUCUAUUCAGCGAACAGCGAUCCUAAAAUUGAACGAGUUACGUCGCCAGGUUCCGCGGCCAAGCUGCAAACGUGCCAAGUCCUGUUACUGCUGCAUAUUGUCGUAUGGGCAAACAAUACAUAGACUACGAUUAUCCAUAAAAUUGUGUAAUAAUAUAGUUUAAUUAUUAGGUGUAUUAAAAUCAGAUCGAUAAGGUAAAUGUGAAUUUGAAUUUAUAGUUAAUUGUACCUAAAGACGAGCUGAAAAUAUACCAAAGAAUGUAAAGACUAAGAUUAUUGUUGAUUUAAUACAAAUUAUA
This is a messenger RNA of Papilio xuthus (Asian swallowtail), 1986 nucleotides long. RefSeq lists its product as uncharacterized. Bases 624 to 1811 code for a protein of 395 amino acids. The record is from RefSeq and is a predicted model, not a curated record. The transcript has 8 exons. Lineage: Eukaryota; Metazoa; Arthropoda; Insecta; Lepidoptera; Papilionidae.